This is a messenger RNA of Pimephales promelas (fathead minnow), 2060 nucleotides long. It is a transcript of the gene zdhhc20b, whose product is annotated as zDHHC palmitoyltransferase 20b. The record is from RefSeq and is a predicted model, not a curated record. Gene Ontology annotation, molecular function: palmitoyltransferase activity. Lineage: Eukaryota; Metazoa; Chordata; Actinopteri; Cypriniformes; Leuciscidae.
AGGCGGAGCCGAACCACCGAGGUUGGUUGGUGGGGCACGGACGGACGGACGGACGGACGGAUAACAUCCCUCCCUUUCCCGUCUUUUGUAGUCAAGGAAGAAGAAAGAUGGCGCCUACACAUGUACUGAGAUGCUGCCAGAGGGGUCUGGCGUGGAUACCGGUGAUAUUUAUUGCCUUAGUUGUGUGCUGGUCGUAUUACGCAUACGUGGUGGAGCUGUGUAUAUUAACUAUUCCCAGCACGGGCGAAAAAUUAAUCUACCUGGUUGUGUUUCACCUGUCAUUCGUCAUGUUUGUGUGGUCGUACUGGAAAACCAUCUUUACAAGACCAGCAAACCCUUCCAAAGAGUUCUGUCUACCUAAAUCUGAGAAGGAACAGUAUGAGAAGGAACAGCGUCCAGAAACUCAACAGGAGAUACUGAAGAGAGUGGCCACUAGCCUGCCCCUCUACACCCGCACCGGGGCAGGAGCUAUCCGGUACUGUGACCGCUGCCAGGUCAUCAAGCCAGACAGAUGUCAUCAUUGUUCUGCAUGUGACAUGUGUGUACUAAAGAUGGAUCAUCACUGUCCAUGGGUAAAUAACUGUGUGGGUUUCUCCAACUACAAGUUCUUCAUCCUGUUCCUGACCUAUUCGCUUGUUUACUGCUUAUUCAUCGCAGCCUCUGUCCUCCAAUACUUCAUAAAAUUCUGGACACUUUGCCGGAGGAAAUCGGCAGAGAAUUGUCCAAAGAAUGACCUCCCAGAUUCUCACGCCAAAUUCCAUGUCUUGUUUCUCUUUUUUGUGGCGGCCAUGUUCUGCAUCAGCAUUCUUUCACUCUUCACUUACCACUUGUGGCUUGUGGGAAAAAACAGGUCCACCAUAGAAGCGUUCAGAGCCCCGGUCUUCAGAAGCGGCCCUGAUAAAAGUGGAUUUUCUCUUGGCUUCAGCAAGAACAUUGCUCAGGUGUUUGGGGACCAGAAGAAGUACUGGCUACUUCCUGUCUUUACCAGUCAAGGAGACGGCCUUUCUUUUCCGACGCGGUUGGUCACUGUUGAUCCAGAGCAGCCGACUGAAUGUCCCCAGCCUGGCGUGUUGGAUAAAGGUACUGUAGAAGGACCUGCUGAGCAAACCAGCCCUCUCAGCGACUCCCAAAACCGUCUGUUAGGCAACGAUUACCACGGUGAAGAAGAUCACAAAGAGAUAGAUGUCUUAAAGUCUGAUGAAAGUGAAGCCAUCACUAUCUCUAUUGAGAGCGAGUCAUAGCUAGGACUGAAGCUGGUGAGGGGUGAGUCCUCAGCAGUUUCGUGCCUUUGACUCCCAGUACUGUUGAGGAGAAUCACCGCCAUCAAAGCUGAUGCCUUAAACAGCGCUUUUUCUCGGAAAGCUCCUAAACACUUUCCAUUUCCCACCGCUUACGGAGCAUCCCAAAUCUGUGCUGUAAAUCAUGUCUAUAAAAUGACUCCCAUUCCCCGUUCAACUAUAGUAGCUGCACUCUUUUAACAAAGAUUUGCACGCAUGUCUUUAAGCAUCCAUCGUUUUUUGCACAGGAAACUGUUUUGUUGCUCAUAAGACAUGCUUAUUUCACUUGUGAGUUGAUACAGAUGAGACAGAUUUUUGAAACUGUUCCCCAAGUGUUUACCAGGAAAUGCACCACAUCUGGUACCAACUGCUGUUUAAGUGAAGGGAAAGUGGAAAAACUUUUUUUCUUCUGGAUCCGUACCAAGUGAACGGUCUGACUGAGCUCAUCUGGAAUCCCUUGUGCCACAGAGUUAAUGGAUGCGAUGGCUCAUUCGCACUUUUCAAUUCAUUACUAAAGAGUUUUGUUGUUUUUGGAAUAUACUUUUUUUUUUUAACUUCAUUGACAUUCGUCUAUAAGAUAUGAACACACACAUGUUCACAAAGUGCGACAGAGUGUGACCAGGCAGAGGACGCCUGCAAAAGACCCUUUUUGUGUAUUCUUAAGCUGCUCCACUUGUAUUGUGACUAUUAUUUUCUUUUGCCAGUCUUGAGAUGAUUCUGGUGUGAAAUGCUGUGUACACGUCGGCCACUUUACGUAUGCCAAAUAAAGGGCUUAUUACCAGA